Molecule: messenger RNA, 1007 nt
Organism: Arachis stenosperma
Lineage: Eukaryota; Viridiplantae; Streptophyta; Magnoliopsida; Fabales; Fabaceae
Exons: 7
Coding region: 1-630 (209 amino acids)
Source: RefSeq, a predicted model, not a curated record
AUGGAGUUGUGGCAGUUGUACACACCCUCCUCUGCUUCAAGCUUCGUGAGGUUCUUCGAACUCACCAACUUUAACAACAAAGAACUUUUAUUCCUUUUGCAACCCAUCGUUAAUAAACUUGGUUACUUCAUACUCUUAUUGGUAACACAUGUUUGGUGUGCUUUCUUGCAGAAGAAAGAAAAUAGCAAAAGAAGGAAGGAUGAUCACAAUUUGACGAGGAAAAGUAAAGAUAAGAAGGAUAGAGUUUCAGAUGCUGGCGCAAAGUCAUCUCACUUUCCUGCUCGUUCCAAUGUUUCCCCGUAUGCUCCUCCUAUGAUUACAAUGGACAAUGAUGAUGGUAUCCCUUGUACAGGUCAGGCUCCGCUUCUGUCCAACAUAAGCAUUUGUCCCACUGGCGAGCUAUUGGAACAAAAUGCACAGGCAUUGAAUCAGAUCUCUGCUAAUCUUUCUUCUUUUAUGGUGGAUAACAUCAAUCUUUUCUGCCAAACCAGAGACAACAUCCUUAAAAUCAUGAAUGAGUUGAACGAUUCGCCGGAAGUGAUGAAGCAAAUGCCGCCUCUUCCUGUGAAGGUGAACGACGAUCUAGCGAAUUCCAUACUUCCAAGAACUACUCUCCCAACACAAUCAUGAUGCUACUCAAUUCGUAUUCUGCCUCUGAUCGGGAUAAUAACUGCCAAUCAUUGAAUCAAGUUGACUCAAGAUUUACCAGUUGGAGGAAAAAAGAGAAAAGAAAAAGGAGAGAUAUAAUGAAAUAAUUGUUGAUAAUUAAGUUGUACUAGUCUUCAUUUUUUUUUUGGUUAAUUCUGUUUUGCAAAUGUUGGUUGUUUUUCUCUUGUUCUUAUUGGCUCUAACCUUAGUUGGAACUAUAGGAAUUAUUAGUGUUCUUGUUAUUAAUUGAGUUCAAUUAAAUUUAGUAGAUGAUUGAUCAAUAAGUAGUGCUAUAAUUCCAUUUAUCGUCCAUGUUAUUUUGUUUGCAGAUCUUAAUGUUGUUCAUAUUGUUUUAAAUU